AUGCAGCGUGGUUCCUCGCAAUCCAGUUCUCCGCCUAGAUUCAACGGCUGCUCUUCAGGGCUAGAACAAAGCAAUGACUGGUCAGGAAUAAAUGAUUCCAAAAUGCGGAGGAAGCUACAGAAUCGGUUGAAUCAAAGAGCCUAUCGACAACGCAGACAUGCUCAAAGUGGUCGAGUAAAUGAAGGGAGACUCGUCCUCUCAUCUGACAACCGAAGCCAAACAAAACAUCCCAGCAGAUGGCUGUCUAUCGAUGAAACCGAGUCCCUCAUAAAAGAAUUCAGCGAAUCCUCAUUCCGGAGCUAUGCGAGAGGAUCCCCUACAGCAGACCACCUGAUAAUACUCAGCAAGUUGAAUGUAUACCGCGCGUUUAUCCAAAACCUGUCUAUCAUUGGAAUAACUCCUCACCGUGAUUGGAUAUCGCAAAAGGCAAUCUCCCCAUUCAAUACCCGCACACUUGAGCAUGUCGACAACAGAAAACUGCCAGACAGUCUACGCCCAACGCAAAUGCAGUGCAAAAUCCUCCAUCAUCCCUGGCUGGAUUUCUUCCCAUUUCGCAGAAUGCGUGAAAACCUGAUUGCUGCCGGCGAUGCGCUCGAUGACGGCCAAUUAUGCAUUGAUAUCAUGGGAUUCUGGGAUAUUUCGACGAAGAACUGUAACUUGCUGGUGUGGGGGGAGCCAUCGGAACCGGGGAGCUGGGAGGUUACGGAAGAAUUUUUGAGAAAAUGGCCGUGGGUGCUACAUGGGGUUCCGGAGUUGAUUAAGUCUACAAAUUAUUGGCGGAACAAGCGAGGGGAAAAUAUUAUAUUUCGGUAUAUUUAA
Molecule: messenger RNA, 819 nt
Organism: Penicillium canescens
Lineage: Eukaryota; Fungi; Ascomycota; Eurotiomycetes; Eurotiales; Aspergillaceae
Product: bZIP transcription factor
Exons: 2
Coding region: 1-819 (272 amino acids)
Source: RefSeq, a predicted model, not a curated record